This is a messenger RNA of Poecilia latipinna (sailfin molly), 1393 nucleotides long. RefSeq names its product transmembrane p24 trafficking protein 6 (gene tmed6). The record is from RefSeq and is a predicted model, not a curated record. Bases 583 to 1296 code for a protein of 237 amino acids. NCBI's taxonomy places the organism in Eukaryota, Metazoa, Chordata, Actinopteri, Cyprinodontiformes, Poeciliidae. The transcript is spliced from 4 exons.
UGACAAGACGUCAGAACCAGGAAAACCCAUACCGAGUCUAACAUAAAUACAAUGAGGGGGUAUGGUGAUUACUGGACCAAGAAGCAGGUGGGAAUAGGUCUGCAGCAUUGGAGUAAUAAACCUGCUGGAUGACAUGGUGACUUAGUGAUGUAUGACCUCAGACCAGAGUAUGUGUCUGUUUCCUCAUCCCUGUGAAAAGAUUUCAUCUGAUACAAAAGGUCAACUGAUAUUUGCAUUACCCUUCAUUACUCCUCUGUUAAGCAGUGAAGUAAUGAACAGCAAAAGUGGCUGAAAAUAAAACAGCAUAUAUGGAGCCAGACUCAGGCUGAUAAUUUGAGCAGAAACUCAUCUGAACCAGUAGAAAACUUUUCUGUUGAGAUUUUUUUCCCAAAAAAAAAUCUACAGUGCCAAGAUGUCACUGUAAAAAUGACAUCUUGGCAAGUUAUCUCCAUCUGCCCAGACAGCCCAGUAUUCCCACUGGUGGAGCAUUCUGGUCCAGUUAAUCAUUCACAGUUUGUCUUGUAUACCACACACUCUGCCUCCACCAUUCAUUUAGAUUAGUUGUUUCCCAUUCUUUCAGCCAUGUCGUUAGGGACCUCUACGUUUUUUAUUGUUUUGUGGUUUGGGGGAUUUUCUCACUGUGGCCUCCAGACAAAGCCUCAUUCCAGCAGGACAGACCAGGAGCUGUUCUGGGGUGCUGACCAGUAUGAUUUCUCAGUGGUGCUCCCAGCAGCUGCCACAGAAUGUUUCUGGCACUUUGCUCACCAUGGAGAGAAAUUUUACCUGAGCUUCAUGGUCCAGUGGAUCACAGGAGUCGGCCUUGUUAGGGACCUAUCAGUCACUGUUAAUGCUCCCAGCGGUUUGUUAAUAUCCACUGCUGACGAUGCAAAGGGUCAGAUCAACUUUGAUGUCAAUGAAACAGGUUUCUAUCAGAUGUGUUUGAGCAACUUCCACAACCGCUUCAGCACAAUGCAGGUCUUUCUCAGCUUCGGCGUUUACUAUGACAACCAGAACUCUUCCAAGGGGGACAUGAAGGAGGAGUUGAACAACACACUGAGCUUCAUUCAGGCUGCCACCAGUAAAGUGGAGCGCCACGUCUUCCACAUGUUCCGCUACUACAGCUUCAGCCGCAUGAGGAGGAGCGCAGACCACUUCCUGCUGCAGUCCAACUCCCGCUACAUCACAUGGUGGUCGAUGGCCCUCAGCCUGGUGAUCGUCACUUCUGGGUACCUGCAGCUCCUCUUCCUCAAAAGCCUCUUUGUGAGCAAAGCUGAGGCUGAAAAGCCUCGAUGCUGAUAGGCAGCGAACGAACCAAGAAACAUGCUAAGCAGACUCCAAACCUCUCCUGGUUCUGGGUCCAUGUGAAACAUUAAAGAAAUGUUCUAAAAACCUC